AUGAGUGUAGAUAGAAUAGAAAUAUAUACACAACCAGACCAUCAUCAAAAAAGACAUUCAUCAGUUGAAGAAUCAGUAAGAGAAAAACUAGAAGAUUUAAUAGAAAAACAUCCAAUACUGGAAGAAGAAGAAGAAGAAGAAGAAACAGCAGUAGAAGAUGAUAGUCAAAACUCAGAAAAGGAAAAAUUAAAAUCAGCAGCAUUAGAAGAUAUAAAAAGAUCAAAUUAUACAGUACAUCCAGAACAAACUCCAACUUCAUCAGAUAGUGAAAGUGAAAGUGAGACGGAAGAAGUAGAUAUAGAUGGAUUUGAAAUACCUCAAGGUAAAAUACCAUUAGAUUCACAAUUUUCAACUGAUGAAUUAAAAGUUUUAUUACAAUUAGCUCAAAAUGAAGGUAUACUUAAGGAAGAUGUAGAUAUGAAAAUUUUAGAACAUGGUGAAUUGGGUGAUAGAAUUAGAAUUGCUGAUCAUAAAAUUACAGAAAAUUCAUUGAAUGGAAAAGAAAAUGAAAAUGAGAAUAAGAAAGACGAGUCUGAAUCAAAACAGGCGUCAAAUUAA
Lodderomyces pseudojiufengensis is the source of this 558-nucleotide messenger RNA. RefSeq lists its product as uncharacterized. The record is from RefSeq and is a predicted model, not a curated record. Lineage: Eukaryota; Fungi; Ascomycota; Pichiomycetes; Serinales; Debaryomycetaceae. The transcript has a single exon. The coding region runs from base 1 to 558 and encodes 185 amino acids.